This is a messenger RNA of Capsella rubella, 1173 nucleotides long. RefSeq names its product cysteine-rich repeat secretory protein 1. The transcript is spliced from 2 exons. The record is from RefSeq and is a predicted model, not a curated record. Lineage: Eukaryota; Viridiplantae; Streptophyta; Magnoliopsida; Brassicales; Brassicaceae. The coding region runs from base 1 to 1047 and encodes 348 amino acids.
AUGGUGUCUCACCCCCUUCACCAAUCAAAGUCCAUCUUCUUUCUUGUCUUAUUCAUCCUUCUCAUCAAAACCCUAAAAGCACAACCAACUUAUCUCCUCAGCUAUUGUUACACAUCAGGCAACUACACGUCAAACAGUCUGUACAAAUCCAAUCUAGAUUCUCUAGUAUCCGUUCUUCAAUCACAAUCAUCCAACAAAGGAUUUUACAGCUACACCUCGGGUUCUUCCCCAACCACAACAGUGUACGGGACCUAUCUAUGUCGCGGAGAUAUCUCGUCCUCAACAUGUGAGACAUGCAUCUCAAGAGCAUCCAAAAAUGUUUUUAUAUGGUGUCCUGUCCAAAAAGAAGCAAUCAUAUGGUAUGAAGAAUGCUUCCUCAGAUACUCCAACCGUCAAAUAUUCUCAAUUCUUGAUCAAGGGCCAUUUGUCACAUGGACGACUUACGAUACCAUGAUAUAUCAAUCUUAUUUUAUCAACACUGUGGAAAACCAUAUAGAUGGGUUGAUACGAGAAGCCUACUCGAGCUCUUCAUAUUUUGCGAAAGAGACUUAUCAAGUGAGUUUUCUUGGAGAAGCAUAUGAUCUAUAUGGUUUGGUGCAAUGCACUCCCGAUUUGGAUCAGUAUGAUUGCUAUAGAUGCUUGAAAUCCGCAUAUAACGAGACUGAAGAUUGUUGUUAUGGAAAGCGUUUUGCGUUGGUUUACUCUACCAACUGUAUGUUGACAUAUAGAGCCACUUUAUUGGCGCCACCACCCCCUCCUCCUCCGCCACCGCCUCCCCCACAACGUCUUUACCGUGAAUAUGAUAGUCCUAGUUCCGACGAUUCAUUUUCAUUUAAGUUGAAAGGUAAAGUGUUUCGAAGAAUCAUAGCACCGGUGAUAGCUGCGGUGGUAAUGAUCUUGGUGAUUUGUGUGUGUUCUCUUUGUUGUUGUUGCAUUAAGAAGAAGAAAAAGCAAGCGAACGAAAGGGAAACAUCGAUAGAAACUUCGACGCCUAACAUCGGUGAGAACCUCCCAAUGGAGAAAACCGAAUCUGGUUUACCAAAUUAAUUACUCAUCGUCUGUUUAAAUCCGAUUUUAAUUACUAUGGUAUGCUUCAAAAUAAGAUUGAUUAUUGUAUUUUUAUUUUUAUUUUAGGCUAAGUAACUGGUUGAUAUAAUUGUUGAAAUCAACAAA